AUCUUCAGCUCUAAACGCAACGCAAAGAACACCACCAACACCCAGCCCACUGACCACUGGUUGGAUUCCGCGAAGAAGAAGAUCAAAGAACUAAGUUUUGUCUGCUGAUAACUCCUUUCGGGCGUUCCGUGCGCAACGCAACUGGCCGCGCCUGAACAAUGUUCACCAUUGCCAACAUAGCAAGACAAUGCCGCAUAUGCCUACGGCAACUGCGAGAUCUCAAGGAGCACCGCUCCGACCACAGUGUGGAGAACUUCCACUCACGUUCGGUCCACAUGCUGAAGAAGUUCUUCGGCAUCGAUGUGCUGAAGCAGCCCCAAGGUUUCCCCAAGCAGAUAUGCGCCCUCUGCUACAAUGCCAUAGAGUACUUCGAAGAGCUGUGCAAGGUCGCCAAAGAGUCGAACGAUAAGCUGACGCCACUGUUCCAAGAGCAGGCCAAGGGCUCCGCGGCAACAGGCACCGAGGGGGAAGCACAGCAACAGUCGUCCCAUCAUUUGGAAACACAGCUGCUGGCCAGCGAUGUAGCGAUAAAAGUCGAGCCACCAGGCAGCGGGGAGGAGGACGGGCAGGAGGAGCUGCAGCUUGACCAGCUCGAGUCCGCAGAUGCAGCCGUACAGGAAGCUGACAACGCCUCAAUUUCAGUCUCGUCCAGCAAGAGAGGAGCGGGAACCCUGACCUGCGACCAGUGUGGCAAGCAGGUCUACAAGCUGCCCUACCUGGAGGCGCACAUCCGCAGCGUGCACCAGGGCCAUGCGAAGCCAUUCCUCUGCCGCGACUGUGACAAGUCUUUCACGCGCUAUGAGCAGCUUCGAUCUCACAUGCGCAACUCCCAUCCGUCCCAGGGCGGCAGCGGCAGCGUCGGCGGGUCUGCACAGCAGCAGCUGGAGGAGGUGCAGCGUCUGAUCUGCGAACACUGCAACCGGCAGUACAGCACCAAAAAUGCCCUAGGGGAGCAUCUGAAGCGGCAUGCCCAGCGUAAGGAGCACGUCUGCGAGCACUGCGGCGUAGCGAAGGUGACGCGGACGGAGCUGCUCACCCAUCUGCGCAUACACAACCCCAGCUGGGAGAAGUUCAAGUGCCAGCAGUGCCCGCAGCUCUUCCGACACAAGAGCGCCAUCAGUCGCCAUGUGCGGGUGGUGCACGAGGGCCAGCGGCGCUUCCAGUGCGUCCACUGUGAGAAGCGCUUCGGGACGCAUGCGUCCCAGCUGAGGCACGAGCGGCUGCACGCCAGCGGAGACCAGCAGCUGCCCUCCCGCUGCGAUGUGUGCUCCAAGUGCUUCACCGACGGGGAGCGACUAGCUUCCCAUAUGCGUAGCCAUGACAAGAGCCUCUGGCCCUACGCCUGUGCCCAAUGCAACAAGCCGUGCGUCACUCGCCAGACCCUGGAGAUGCACCAGCAGCGUCACAUCAAUCCUCGGGGCCAAUAGGUCGUCUGAAAGAGCAUAUUUUGUUGUAUUCCUUUGAUAGCUUUAGUGUGUACCUGAUUUAAGAAUAAAGUGUUGGCCAUAAA
Molecule: messenger RNA, 1510 nt
Organism: Drosophila guanche
Lineage: Eukaryota; Metazoa; Arthropoda; Insecta; Diptera; Drosophilidae
Product: zinc finger protein 420
Exons: 2
Coding region: 159-1427 (422 amino acids)
Biological process (GO): regulation of transcription by RNA polymerase II
Cellular component (GO): nucleus
Molecular function (GO): RNA polymerase II cis-regulatory region sequence-specific DNA binding; DNA-binding transcription factor activity; zinc ion binding
Source: RefSeq, a predicted model, not a curated record